GGAAACUCUUACAGGGAUUGGCCACUUCAGGGGGCAUAAAUUUGGGCAAAGGAAAGGAUUAUAGAAACCCAGCCUGAAAGCUGUUAGCUCACUGCUGCUCCCAUCCAUCAGCCGGACCCAGACAGCAAGAUUCCGUCUCUGCUCUCCUCCAAGGUCCGGUGACAAAGCCUUCGCGGCGCCACCAUGCGGCAGAAGGCGGUAUCGCUCUUCUUGUGCUACCUGCUACUCUACACCUGCUGCGGCGAGGAGACGGACGAAAGACGACGCUCAAAGGACGACAGCAGCUCCGGGUUAUUGGGCACACUGACCUACAUGGCCGUCGGAGGAGGACUCAUGGCCAUGGCGCUGCCCGCGCUGGGCUUCGCGGGCACCGGCAUCGCCGCCAACUCGAUAGCCGCCUCGCUGAUGAGCUGGUCGGCCGUGGCGAACGGGGGCGGAGUGCCGGCCGGCGGGCUGGUGGCCACGCUGCAGAGCCUGGGGGCUAGCGGUGGCAGCGCCCUCAUGGCCAAGAUUGGGGCCUUUUUGGGCUACACCAUCCACAAUCAACUUGAAAGCCGGAAGGAGACAAAGGACAAGGAGUAGCCAGCAGCUCCCCAGAACUCCUCUUUCCUCCUUCCUCCUUGUCCUCCUUUUUCUAGCUGUAGUCCAGAGCUUCUGCUGUCACACUUGGCAAUGAUCUAAGUUGAGAAAAAAAAACAACACAGAAUAAACUCCUCUCUGAAAGCA
Vicugna pacos (alpaca) is the source of this 726-nucleotide messenger RNA. It is a transcript of the gene IFI6, whose product is annotated as interferon alpha inducible protein 6. Lineage: Eukaryota; Metazoa; Chordata; Mammalia; Artiodactyla; Camelidae. Gene Ontology annotation, biological process: intrinsic apoptotic signaling pathway; negative regulation of mitochondrial depolarization; release of cytochrome c from mitochondria. Gene Ontology annotation, cellular component: mitochondrial membrane. The record is from RefSeq and is a predicted model, not a curated record.